Molecule: messenger RNA, 902 nt
Organism: Branchiostoma belcheri (Belcher's lancelet)
Lineage: Eukaryota; Metazoa; Chordata; Leptocardii; Amphioxiformes; Branchiostomatidae
Product: beta carbonic anhydrase 1-like
Exons: 5
Coding region: 148-873 (241 amino acids)
Molecular function (GO): carbonate dehydratase activity; zinc ion binding
Source: RefSeq, a predicted model, not a curated record
UGUCAACCCCCUAGCAAAUAUUGAGCCCUUCCGCAAAUCAGCUGGAGGUUGAAUCAAAGGCCGUGAUGAGCAUGAGGACAUGUAGCAAAACUAUUUCGUCAGCUGUCUUUCUCCUCAUGACAUGAUACGUAUUGUACCGCAACAAAUAUGACCCACGGUGUUAUGAAAGAUAUCUUGCGGAAUCUUGUAGGCAAAUUAUGUUCCAUUCAACAUCUGAAAACAUCUCAGGACUUGAAGCCUCGAGUGUUAAUCCUCGCCUGUGUGGAAGCUGGAAGGUUCCUGUCCUCAUGUCUGCAGUCUGAUGUACACACAGCAGUUCUCUGUAGUCCAGGAAACUUGAUCCCCCAUUCCAAGCUGUAUGGGAAGGAGGUGCUUGGGUCAGAGGUUGCCUCCCUGGAGUGGGCAUGCAGCCAGGGGAGCCUGAAACAUGUGAUUGUGUGUGGCCAUUCCAACUGCCAGAUAUUGGAUGUGUUGGGCAGGUCACAGAUGCAGUCAGCAUCUAACUCCAGGUCAUCCCCAUUCCUGUCAUGGCUGACCCAACAUGGCAACAGCACUCUCACCAGGUUUGAGAGAUAUGAGAUGGACAGACUUCAACCAGUCACAUUUCAGGGAGUCUCACCUAAGGAAUUAUGGGAUGCAUAUGUUGACCCGCAGUGCUACUGGACUGAUCAGGAUCAACUAUCUCAGGUGAAUGUUUUACAACAGCUGCAGAAUGUGUCUUCCCAUGGCUUCCUGAAGCCCCAGCUGAAGUCAGGUGCCUUACAGCUGCACGGCAUGUGGCUGGACAGCAGGCAUUUGCCUUACUUGUUCAGUAAAGAACAUCAGCAAUUUGUGCAAGUAAAAGAUGACAAUAUAGACUCUCUUUUAAAGUAAUAAUUGGAUCAUAUUCACAGAGCAAAAUU